Molecule: messenger RNA, 3407 nt
Organism: Salarias fasciatus (jewelled blenny)
Lineage: Eukaryota; Metazoa; Chordata; Actinopteri; Blenniiformes; Blenniidae
Gene: fbln1
Product: fibulin 1
Exons: 16
Coding region: 198-2237 (679 amino acids)
Biological process (GO): extracellular matrix organization
Cellular component (GO): extracellular region
Molecular function (GO): calcium ion binding; peptidase activator activity
Source: RefSeq, a predicted model, not a curated record
UUUAGGUCCGAUGCUUUCCAGCACACAUAAAUAUAUCCGUCAAAUAAAAUAUUUCUGAAGGAUAUACAUUUUUUCUCAGAGCGUGGUCAUAAGUUACAAAAUAAUUAGUUUUGAGCCUUACAUCCCGAACAGGACCCUUGCUGCCGGACUCGUCUCCCAGCCUCCGGUCCGUGGUGAAGCUCUCCUCUCCUCCUCUCAUGGCUCCGCGCGCUCUGCUGCUCUGCGUCCUGCUCCCGCUGCUCUCUGGACAAGAAACACCGCUGGUCUCCCUGGAGGACUGCUGUAAAGAUGGCCAGAAGCGCGGUACUGAUAAUGAGGACUGUGCGUCCCUCCCUCUCAUAUCCCCGUCGACCAUGUGCAGGAUCGUGCAGGAGCAGUGCUGUGUGACCGUGCUGGAGGACACCAUGUGCACCACCGGGAUCAACGUGGCCAAAGACCAAGGAGUCUGUGACUCCUUAUUCGCCAACACCUGCGAGACCAAGACCACAAAGAUGUGCUGUGACUGCUGCCUUGUGGGUAAGGCGGCCCAGGAGCAGGGCUUGCCCUGUGAUCACAGCCUGUCCAUGGGCUACCAGUGUGGCCUGGUGUCUCGGGCCUGCUGUGUGCACGGAGACUCAGACAACCAAACUCAGCCGGGAAUCACGUCGCAACCUGAAUUGCCAAACAAGGACGACACAAACGACAAUGGAGAUAAUUCAGUGUUGGGGGAUUUGUGCAAUGGGAAGUGUGCUCAUGUUUGUGAGGGGAACAACACUUGUGCCUGUUUCAAAGGCCACAAACUCAAACCAGAUGGCAGGAGCUGCGAGGACAUCAAUGAGUGUUUGCUGGGAGUCAGUAACUGUCGGGCCGGAGAGCGCUGUAUCAACACAGAGGGCUCGUUUCGGUGCCAGAGGGAGGUCAGCUGUGGGACAGGCUAUGAACUCACCGACACCAACAACUGCAAAGAUAUCAAUGAGUGUGAGGCCGGCAUCCACAACUGUGGCCCGGAGCUCGAGUGCCAAAACACCCAGGGCUCUUUCCGUUGUGUCCCCAAGGUGAAGUGUGGUCCCGGCUACCUCCAGGACGCCCUUGGAAGCUGCAUCGAUAUCAAUGAAUGUGUUAUCCAGACAAGCCCGUGCCUCCGAGGACAGGUUUGUGUCAACACAGCUGGUUCCUACACCUGCCGGGCGAACGUUCUGAACUGCGGCAGAGGAUACCACCUCAGCGACGACGGCACACGCUGUGUUGAUGUUGAUGAGUGUAAAGGCCCUGAAAAGGUCUGUGAAGGUCACGGAUGCGUUAACCAGCUGGGCUCCUACCGUUGUGAGUGUGAGACUGGCUACUCCUUCAACAGCAUCACUCGGCUCUGUGAAGAUAUAAAUGAAUGCAGGCACUAUCCUGGACGCCUGUGCGCUCAUAAGUGUGAGAACAUCCUGGGGUCCUACCAGUGUAGCUGUACCACAGGCUUCAAGCUGGCUGCCGACGGCAGAAAUUGUGACGAUCUGAACGAGUGUGAAAGCAACCCAUGCAGCCAGGAGUGCGCCAACGUGUACGGCUCCUACCAGUGCUACUGCCGCCGUGGCUACCAGCUCAGCGACAUAGAUGGCAUGACCUGCGAAGACAUCGAUGAGUGCGCCCUGCCCACAGGAGGUCAUAUCUGCUCCUACCGCUGCCACAACACGCCAGGCAGCUUCCACUGCUCCUGUCCCGUCAGCGGAUACACCCUGGCAGUAAAUGGACGCAGCUGUCAGGAUAUUGAUGAGUGUGUGACGGGAACACACACGUGCGGUGAGAAUCAGAGCUGCUUCAACGUGCAGGGAGGAUUCAGAUGUCUGUCCUUCGAGUGUCCGAACAACUACCGCCGCGUUGGAGAGACUCGAUGUGAACGCUUGCUUUGCAAUGAGUCUGUCGAGUGCCUGACCAUGCCCCUGAGAAUAACCUACUAUUACCUCACCUUCCCCACCAACAUCCCCGUCUUCACCAACAUCUUCCGCAUGGGCCCCUCCCACACCGUGUCUGGCGACGACAUCCAGAUUGCCAUCACUUCUGGCAACGAGGGCGGGUUCUUCAGGACAGAGCGGAUGCCCACCGGCGGCGUGAUGUCGGUGGCGAAGCUCAUUAGCCGGCCGCAGGACUUUGACCUGUCUGUGGAGCUGAAACUGCGCCGCUACGGCUCAGUGACCACACACCUGGCGAAAGUGCUGGUGUUUGUGACGCAGGAGGAGCCCAGAGUACCUUAUAAUCCCCUGUUAGAGUAAACAUAAAGGCUCACGGAGGACGCUGCAGCCUUCUAAAUGAUGUGUCAUAUCAAACGCAUAAUCUCACCGAGAGGAGAAAAAGAAAUUUACUGAAUUCGUGCAAAGUAGCAUUUAGAGAAAAGCAUGAUGAUGAAGUUCAGACUAACAUACGCUGUAAAAACUGUCAUUACAUUUGGAUGAAUAUAAAUAUAAUUUAUGAUUUUCCUGAAUUUCCAAUGUGUCCAGUUCAAGGGUCUGCAACCUGCUGCAUGGGAGAACAUGUGGCUCCUCUGCAGUGCUCUAUGUUGUAAGUGUUUUUUUUAAUCUAAUUUUUAAUUGUGUUGUUCUGCACACAAUCUCAUGAAGGGAUUCUUAGACUACACUGAUAGAAUGGAUCAGUAGAUUGUCAACUCAAAUAUGGUUUGUGUCUCCACAUGACCAGUGCCUUUCCCCUACACUGUUAGUUAAGCAGGGACAAUAGAUUUUGAUUUGCCAUCAAAUUUAAUUUAAUUUAAUUUGGGUCUUGGACUGUCAUACAUGCAACAUAAAAUACAGUUUUUGUAAAUAAAACUUGCAGAAUCGCACACAUAAAUAAGUUAUAGUGUCUUCAUUUUAAGAAGCAAAAAUGUUUUUUAGUUGUUGACCAAUUUUAUUCUGUAAAAUUAAGCAAAAAUGCCUACUUUAGGUUGCAGACCUCCGUUCUAAAGGCUUUUGAAUCAACUGUUAUUCCAAGCCCCUUUUCUCUCUUCUGCAGAAUUGGUGUCUAUUAUGUGUGUGCCAAAGCAAAUGCUAGUUGAUCAUGACACAUCAUUUCUAAGCCUGAAUAUUAAAUAAAUAAAACAUCAAUGACAUAAAAUCCAGAAUAAAAAAAAACAAAAAAAAAAAAAAAACAGCAUGUAGUUUUGUAGCAUUUUAAUAAUCCAGUUUUGUAAAACACGAGGAGUUAAAGAUGAUUAUUUAGCAGUGUAAACUGGGUCCGGCUGAAUGUAUUGAGUUGCAAGAGGCAUUGUGAUAGACAGAACUGCAGGUGGCGUCGUAGGUCAGGGUAAAUCAUCAAACGGUAACAACCCAAGUCUGCCUACAACACAGUGUAAUUUGAUGACGGUUGCAUGAUAGAGUCUGACGUGUUGCAGUACUUUAUGGUUUAUGUGUUGGAUGAACAGUUUUCUAUUAAAACCGAAAUAGAAAUAA